This is a messenger RNA of Ylistrum balloti, 1841 nucleotides long. Its product is annotated as tubulin--tyrosine ligase-like. Gene Ontology annotation, biological process: protein modification process. NCBI's taxonomy places the organism in Eukaryota, Metazoa, Mollusca, Bivalvia, Pectinida, Pectinidae. The record is from RefSeq and is a predicted model, not a curated record. Bases 67 to 1212 code for a protein of 381 amino acids. The transcript is spliced from 9 exons.
UGUCAUGUCUAGAAUUAACAUUGACUACCGUUUUUAGAGGAGGGCAUUUCAUUUUAUACAAUCAUAAUGUAUGGAUUUGUGAAAAGAGAUGUCAAGAGCAGUGUGUACAAAGCAGUUUCAGAUUUUCUUGUGAAAAAUUCAGCAGAUGAUUGGAGAAAGUUGCCAGCCAACUCAGCGUCAUUCCAACUCAUGUUUGGAGAAAGGAAUAAAUUGCCAUUCGGAAGACUAGGACAUGACCCCGGAUUGGUACAACUGGUUAACUACUACAGAGGGUCAGACAUUCUCUGUAGGAAGACAGCUAUGGUCAGAUUAUUCAAGGAUUUCUACAAAUCCACUGCAAAGCCAGCUCCUAAAUGGUUACCAGAGUCCUUUAUACUUUGUCCAAAAGAUAUUACAAAAAACUUGCAGAAAGCAGGUGAACAUGGAGCUGUAUUACUACGCAAGUCACCCAAACCUGAUGAGAGGGAAGACUUUAUAAAAGCAGCUGAAAAACUGGCAAAACAAGAGGCAAAACCUGUUAUAUGGAUAGCAAAAUCUUCAGCGGGCUCAAAAGGAGAAGGAAUCAUGAUAUCAAGUAAUCCUGAGGAGCUGAUACAGUUUGUAGAUACACAGACACAAGGAUUCAUCGUCCAGAGAUAUAUAGAAAAACCUUACCUGCUGAAAGGCGACAGAAAGUUUGAUAUCAGAUCCUGGGUCCUACUUGAUACCAACUAUAAUAUCUAUCUAUUUCGGGAGGGUGUACUAAGGACAGCUUCAGAAAGCUACAAAGCAGACGACCUUGAUGCAACCUUAGGACAUCUGACCAACCACUGUCUACAACUUGAGUUAUCACCAAACUUUGGGGCAUAUGAGGAAGGAAAUGAGAUGUUUUACGACCAAUUUAACAGAUAUUUGUGGAAAAAGUCUUCUGUAACCAUGGAAGCAGUGAUUAUACCACAGAUAAAAGAAAUAAUUAAAACCUGUCUGUCCAUAGUAAAAGAGCGUAUAUGUACAAGUUGUCUUGGAUACCAGAGUUUCCAGCUAUUUGGCUUUGACUUUAUGUUGGAUGAUGACUUGAAGAUCUGGUUACUGGAGAUCAAUGGAGCACCUGCUUGUGCACAGAAGCUGUUGCCGGACCUUGCCCGCAGUCUAGUGCAGACAGCUAUUGACCCAAUUUACCCACCAUCAGACCCUGGAGGAAGGGGAGAGAACUGGUUUAAUCGUAUCACAUAAAUAAUGGAAAGAAGGAUCAAUAAUGGUUCUUCUGUUUCACUGAACAUUCUAUGUGUGGUAAGGAAAUUUUCUGCAUGAAUAUAACGAAAAAUUGUCAUUGUUUGCAAAAUUAGUUUCAGGUGUUGUAGUGUCUUAGACCUCUACAGUGUUUUCCAAAUCAUUAUAGCAAGUAAAGUUUUGUAUUAUAUUAUUGUGUGAAAAUAUGUGUCUAUAGGUGGGCCAUAACAGCUCAAUCAGAUGAGUGCUUACCUACACAACUUCAGAUGCCCGUAGAGUGAGAGAUAUCAAGUUUGAUCAAAGAAUGACAUCGAUCUACUGUCAAGUUAAAAUGAACCAGAUGCAUUAAAAUUGUCUUUCGAUAGAUAUCAGUAUUCAAUGGCAUACCAGAAGUCCCCUCCAUUCCUCCCCCCCAGGUUACAUCAUAUGUAUUUGGAAAUAGUAGUGACAGUAGUCCACUGAAGAUGGGUACAUACUGGUAAUUGUUAUUUAAUAGACAAAUCUGAAUCUCGUUACUUAAUAAAGAUAUAUAUCAUCGUCAUUGUUGUGUAAAAUUGAAAAAAUCCUUUUUUACAUACUUAUGAAAUCUUUGCAGUUUUCAUUCAUUGGAUGAUUUUUCAAGCCUUAGAACA